Messenger RNA from Balearica regulorum gibbericeps (East African grey crowned-crane), 1297 nucleotides. The record is from RefSeq and is a predicted model, not a curated record. NCBI's taxonomy places the organism in Eukaryota, Metazoa, Chordata, Aves, Gruiformes, Gruidae.
UUUAAGGAUAACCUAAACAAAGUAUAUGAAGCCAUUGAAGAGUCAGACUUCCUGGCCAUUGAUGGGGAGUUUUCAGGGAUCAGCGAUGGGCCUUCUGUCAGUGCAUUAACCAAUGGCUUUGACACUCCAGAAGAAAGGUAUCAGAAACUUAAAAAGCAUUCCAUGGAUUUUUUGCUCUUUCAGUUUGGCCUUUGCACUUUUAAAUAUGAUCACACAGAAGAAAAGUAUGUAAUGAAGUCAUUUAAUUUCUAUAUUUUUCCAAAACCCUUUAACAGAAGUUCGCCAGAUGUCAAGUUUGUCUGUCAGAGUUCAAGUAUAGAUUUUUUAGCAAACCAGGGAUUUGAUUUUAAUAAAGUUUUUCGCAAUGGAAUUCCAUAUUUAAAUCAGGAAGAAGAAAGACAGCUAAGGGAACAAUAUGAUGAAAAACGUUCUCAGGCCAAUGGUGCAGGAUCUCUGUCAUACAUUUCUCCUAGUGCCACAAAGUGUCCUGUAACAGUUCCUGAAGAUCAGAAAAAAUUCAUUGAGAAAGUAGUGGAACAGAUAGAAGACUUAUUAAAGAAUGAAGAAAAUGAAAGUUUGGAAUUGGAGCCAUGUACAGGAUUUCAGAGGAAAUUAAUUUAUCAGACCUUGAGCUGGAAGUAUCCAAAAGGUAUCCAUGUUGAAACUCUGGAGUCAGAUAAGAAGGAGAGAUUUAUUGUUAUUAGUAAGGUAAAUGAAGAAGAACGAAAAAGAAGAGAACAGCAGAAACAAGCAAAAGAACAGGAAGAAUUGAAUGAUGCAGUAGGAUUUUCCAGAGUUGUUCAUGCCAUUGCUAAUUCUGGCAAGCUUGUUAUUGGGCACAAUAUGCUACUGGAUGUUAUGCAUACCAUACACCAGUUCUAUUGUCCCCUACCUGAUGACCUAAGUGAGUUCAAGGAAGUAACAUCAUGUGUCUUUCCCCGGCUAUUGGAUACUAAACUGAUGGCAAGUACACAACCUUUUAAGGAGAUCAUUAAUAAUACAUCCCUUGCAGAGCUGGAAAAGCGUUUAAAAGAGGUUCCGUUCAGUCCUCCUAAAGUUGAAAGUGCAGAAGGGUUUCCCAGUUACGAUACAGCUUCCGAACAACUUCAUGAAGCAGGAUAUGAUGCAUACAUUACUGGGCUGUGCUUCAUCUCCAUGGCUAAUUUCCUAGGUUCGUUCCUCAGUCCUCCGAAAAACCAUGUGUCUGCUAGAUCAAAACUCAUUGAACCUUUUUUUAACAAGCUAUUUCUUAUGAGAGUAAUGGACAUACCAUAUCUCAAUUUGGAAGGACCAGACU